This is a messenger RNA of Salvelinus sp. IW2-2015, 1360 nucleotides long. Lineage: Eukaryota; Metazoa; Chordata; Actinopteri; Salmoniformes; Salmonidae. The record is from RefSeq and is a predicted model, not a curated record.
UACUUUGAGUACUUUGGCCCUGACUUCAAGCUUCACAUCAGCCCGUCUAACAUGACCAACCAGAACACCAAUGAUUACCUGGAGAAGAUCAAAUGUGAAAGAGGAGAAAGAGACAGAGGAGAAGAUGGACACAACAGGGCCAACAGAAGAAACUAAGACGUCUUGAAGCAGAAGAUGUGCAAUCGAAAUGGACUGUAAAUUAUUCUCUUAACACAGUUUUAGUAUUUCCUCAAAUGUUUYAGCCUGUGUCAGUGUUGAAGAGCACUUUUUUUGUUUUGUUACUCAUGUCUCUGCCACCUAUUUAAAUGUUUUGACCGUGUGUUUAGUUAUGGAGCCUGAGAAUCAGUAGGGUCCUUUUCAAGUCUCAAAAACCUGGUAGGGAUUCAAUCCAAGGCUAUAGAGCACACUACUCUCUAACAGACGGUUACCGUAGAGGGAAAAACGCCUUUACUGAAGGUGUGUUGUCRGCUGUCUAGUGCACUGCUCUAACAGGGCUCUGAUUGAAUUCCUACCUUUUCACUGACCUGAGGUAACUAGAUGAAAGCAAAUCCCCCCCCUGAUAAGACUGAGGCCAUACUGAUUUCACAGUUCUCAGAUCAGUCCAGAAGGAGUCCACUUUCAAACAUUCCCAGUUGAACAAUAGUCACCAUCUCGAAAUGUUGUGUUUUCCACUUCUCCCAGGUUGUUUGACUCCUUCCUUUACCUUGUUUUAUAUUAACAAAAUGUUGAAAUGUCUUUUUAUUAGGGCAGGGUUUCCCCAACUGGCAGGCUGAUCGUUCCCCCCCAAUUGAUUUUAAUUCAUUGUUGGACAUAAGACUGUAAAAACACAAAGUAUUCCCACGUAAGAUGCAAUGUUUUGAAAUUGUUUUAGUCAAAUUCAGUUUGCAAAAAAAAAACAGUCUAGAAAGUAAUGCUCCCAGGAACAACCCAGGCUGUGUUCAGCUUCCCCAUCAAGGAAACCCCCAGCCUACACCGUGGGGAACCAGCUCGCGUUUUAAAACCCCUGCUAUUUUCUACUGUAAGGUGACAUAUGGUGCUUGGUUGUGAAAUGUGCAUAUAACUUGUUUUAUAUAGAAGGGGAAAAUACAUUUCUCAUUCACUAUGUACUUUUUUUUUGUUCUAAAUAACAUGUUCUUUGAAAAUGAUAAAAGGCAAUCAUUUGGUUUAUCUAGACAACUUUACAGUUCAUUUCCAACCUUUUUAAAGAAACGUUUGUCAAUUUUCCAUGCAAGUAUAAAACUGAUGUUGCCCAUUAAAAAGCUGUGAUGAGUGCAUACCUCUUGCGGUUAAACCCCCACCAUUAAACAGCUGAUCGUUUUGUCACAAUUAAACUGGGUGGUUCGAGCCCUGAUUUGGCUGA